Molecule: messenger RNA, 5827 nt
Organism: Scylla paramamosain (green mud crab)
Lineage: Eukaryota; Metazoa; Arthropoda; Malacostraca; Decapoda; Portunidae
Product: gastrula zinc finger protein XlCGF57.1-like
Exons: 4
Coding region: 1206-2729 (507 amino acids)
Biological process (GO): regulation of transcription by RNA polymerase II
Cellular component (GO): nucleoplasm
Molecular function (GO): RNA polymerase II cis-regulatory region sequence-specific DNA binding; DNA-binding transcription repressor activity, RNA polymerase II-specific
Source: RefSeq, a predicted model, not a curated record
GAAUGUUUAUUUAUUUAUUUAUUUUUUUUAUUCUCUUCCUCAGUGUACCUGGGAAACACCGUGCAGUGCGGUUGUGUGUGUGUCCUCUUUUCAUUUAAACACCAGGGAACGGGACCACAGAGGCACAGGAGGUCAAUUAAGCUGUUUUCAUGCAUAGAGAAGAAUAGAAAGAGGAGGAAAGAAGGAGAAAUGAAGAAGGAGGAAAAAGAAGAAGGAAGGGAAGGAGGAAGACGAGAAGGAAAAGAGGAAAUAUUAAGAAGACAAUAUUUUCACUGAAUUUCCAGCGUUUUAAAGGUGGGGACCAGAUACACCAGGGAACAGUACAGCAAGACAGUCGCACAGUCGUUCCUGGUGCGGCUGAUGCGUUUGAGCAUGUCCAGCGAUGCGGAGGUGCGGCUGACAGUGCAACACAACACAUCCUGCACACACUGCUCCACCGGCACCACAAUGCUCACUACCUGCCCAAACCUACGUCAGUGUCUGGGGGCCUUCAUUGGUUGUUUAUUGUGUGUGUGUGUGUGUGUGUGUGUGUGUUUUCCUUUUAUGUGUGUUGUGUGAGUGUCUGUUUUCUUCUCUUCUUCUUCUAAAUUCUUUGUUUGUUCCUUCUCUUUCUUCUCACUGUUUUCUGUAUUGUCUGUGUGUCUGUUUUCUUCUCUUUCUUAUUUCAUGUAUUCUUACAGAUUCAUUUGUUUAUUUGUUGCAAUGUGUUUUUAAUGAAUAGACAGGAGGUCCUACCCUUCAGUUUUACCAACAAGGGACAAAGAACAAAACAAAAUUAAGAAGCAAUAAAAAAAAAGAAAGUUUAGAGUGCCGUUAGAAAAGUAGAAAAACAAGGCAAGAUUCUCGCGGGCACCGGGCAGAGAGAGAGAGAGAGAGAAUUACUGUACACAAACAAUUCUCUGCUCUCACUUCUCUGCUCUCACUCCUAAGACAAGCAGGCACGCCCACACACUCCCUGCACGCCCACAGGCAGCAGACGAGCAGUAAGGAGAGGCUGAGAGAAAGAGAGGAAGGACCGCGUACUUUGCUGUGCUCCCAGCCCAAGGCAAGCAGGCACGUGCCCACACUGCCACACUCCCUGCACGCCCACAGGGCCACAGGCAGCAGACGAGCCGCAAGGUGCCAGUGACAGGACUCCCUCCGUGCAUCCCUCCUGCAGCCCCAGGCUUCCUGCAGGACCAGACGCAGCCAGGAGCAGCGUUGCAAUGGAGGGUGCAAGGCCAGGAAACAGCAGCAGCAGCAGCAGCAGCAGCAGCAGUGGCAGCAGGAACAGCCUGGAGCAGCGGGCGACCCUGGGCGUGAGGACCUACACUUGUGACCACUGCGGCAAAGUGUGCUCCACCAAGGCUGCCAUUGCCAGACACGUCCUCUCCCAUGCCAGCAAGACAAGGCUGAGAGGCAGGAGUGGCCCCGCUGAACACACUGCCACCCACACUGGUGGCAGGAACCACAAGUGUGACCUCUGCGGGAAGACAUUUGUCCGGAAGAGUCAUCUUGCCUCACACAUCCUCACCCACACUGGGGAGAGAAAGUUCCAGUGCCUGGAGUGUGGCAAAAGAUUUAUUGAGAAAAGUUCCCUUAAGAAACACAUCCUCACCCACACUGGGGAGAGAAAGUUCCAGUGCCUGGAGUGUGGCAAAAGAUUUAUUGAGAAAAGUUCCCUUAAGAAACACAUCCUCACCCACACUGGGGAGAGAAAGUUCCAGUGCCUGGAGUGUGGCAAAAGAUUUAUCCACAAAAGUUAUCUUAACACACACAUCCUCACCCACACUGGGGAGAGAAAGUUCCAGUGCCUGGAGUGUGGGAAAAGAUUUACCCAGAAAAGUAAUCUUAACAAACACAUCCUCACCCACACUGGGGAGAGAAAGUUCCAGUGCCUGGAGUGUGGCAAAAGAUUUACCCAGAAAAGUGAUCUUGACAGACACAUCCUCACCCACACUGGGGAGAGAAAGUUCCAGUGCCUGGAGUGUGGCAAAAGAUUUACCCACAAAAGUCAUCUUAACAGACACAUCCUCACCCACACUGGGGAGAAAAAGUUCCAGUGCCUGGAGUGUGGCAAAAGAUUUAUCCAGAAAGGUGAUCUUAACACACACAUCCUCACCCACACUGGGGAGAGAAAGUUCCAGUGCCUGGAGUGUGGCAAAAGAUUUAUCCACAAAAGUCAUCUUAACACACACAUCCUCACCCACACUGGGGAGAGAAAGUUCCAGUGCCUGGAGUGUGGGAAAAGAUUUACCCAGAAAAGUAAUCUUAACAAACACAUCCUCACCCACACUGGGGAGAGAAAGUUCCAGUGCCUGGAGUGUGGCAAAAGAUUUACCCAGAAAAGUGAUCUUGACAGACACAUCCUCACCCACACUGGGGAGAGAAAGUUCCAGUGCCUGGAGUGUGGCAAAAGAUUUACCCACAAAAGUAAUCUUAACAAACACAUCCUCACCCACACUGGGGAGAGAAAGUUCCAGUGCCUGGAGUGUGGGAAAAGAUUUACCCAGAAAAGUGAUCUUGACAGACACAUCCUCACCCACACUGGGGAGAGAAAGUUCCAGUGCCUGGAGUGUGGGAAAAGAUUUACCCACAAAAGUGAUCUUAACAGACACCUCCUCACCCACACUGGGGAGAGAAAGUUCCAGUGCCUGGAGUGUGGGAAAGGGUUUACCCACAAGGGUUCCCUUGACAGACACAUCCUCACCCACACUGGAAAGAAGAAGAGAAAACAGGCAAAAUCAUAGAUGUUGCAGUCCCCGGUGACUCCGGCCUCAGUAGAGCUGAAAGGCACAAAACUACAAAACAUCACGACCUAAAAAGUGACCAAGAACAACAUGGUCACCGACGGACACUGGUGUGACACCAGUGAGAGAAGCUGCAGCAGAGGAUCACCCAUCAAAGAGAAGAAAUCUGGCAGAUAACAAGCUUCCUGCAAGACCAAAACCACACAAGGAACCUCCUCAAGAAAACAGACAGAAUGACAGCAAGGCGCAGCGCAGGCAGCGGCCGGCCGGCCGGGCGGGAGACCGGCAGGGAGGGGCCGAGCCCCGGCCGAAGCCUUGGCACCACAGAUGAGGACAAAGACAAGAAAAUAAAGGCCAGAAAGAUGAAGAGGCAGCUUGCAGAAAAGCCAGGGGUGGUGUGCAGGCACGUGGCAAAGACCUCAACAGAAGUACAAGACCCGCCCGAGGAAGAAGUGGCCGAGGGAUGCUGCAGGCCACUGCUGCUGGAAGACCCCACGCAGCACCAGGCAGCCCCGGGGAUACAGACCACCACGGUUAAACACACAAGUAAACAACAACAAUGCCAGCCGUUCAGCUUACACAGGAAGGUCUGCUGGCCACAAGACUACUGCCACAAACCAGCUGGCAAUACCACCAGUGACUUGUGGGUGUGGUGUGGUGUGGUGUGGUGACUGGCCACAAGACUACUGCCACAAACCAGCUGGCAAUACCACCAGUGACUUGUGGGUGUGGUGUGGUGUGGUGACUGGCUCAAAGGUUUAUCCUGAAAUGUAAUCUUGACACACAUGCUCACCCACACUGGGGAAAGGAAGUGCAGCAGGUGUGGUGUUUGUGGCUGUGCUCAUCACUUUUUUUCUUUAUUUUUUAGCUUCUUGAUCAGUAAAGUGUUGUCAGCCUUGUACACACAGCUUUGGUUCACUUGCACAAGGUUUUGGGGGCUCGGGGGUGUUCCUAAGGGGGGCACUAACUGUCCAGGGGUGUUCCUGCUUGUUUCUGUCUCUCUGUGUCUCUGGUUUUGGUGUCUCCCUCCCAAACAUUAUUUUCACAACAAGCCACAAACCAUCCCUUCAUUAACACUUAGAUACCUUAACUUAACUCACCCACAAAACUCCCACAAUCUGACUAACUUGUUUUUUGUUUAUUGUUUGUUUAUUUUAUUUAUUUUAUUGAUGUAUUUUUUAUUUGAAAGUAGCCAUAUUCUUAAGGUUUUUAUGGUUCUGUUUAUUAUUGUUUGGGCUGUCCUGUGUUUGUGAUUGCUGGACUCAUAUAGAAAUGGGUAGUUUUAUUAUUAUUAUUAUUUAUUUAUUUAUUUAUUUAUUUAUUUAUUUAUUUUUCUGUAUUAUUUUUGAUGUUUUUAUUAUUUUGUUGUUUAUUUUUGUGUUAUUUAUUUAGCCUGCCUGGCAUACAGUUAGAUUGAGUGUUAUUUUGUUGUUUAUUUGUUUAUAUUGUUUUAUUUUAUUUAGUAUUUGUUUAGUUAAUGAUUUAGUGGUGUUAUUGGUGUUUUUUGUGUUUAUUUGUGUAUUCAGUUUUAUUUACAGCUAUUUAUUGAUUUAUUUUUAUUGAUGUAUUUGUUUUUAGUUUAGAGUCUGGCCAACAGGGAAAAGCUAACAAGAACAAUUAACCCAAAAUUACAAUUACUAUUUCUAUAUGAUUACUUUUCAUAUUAAGGAGACUGGCCAAGGCAAAACACCCUUUGUACAGUGCAACUCCUGAAACAAAAGAGGAGAAAAAUGAUUGAAGUUCCUGAGGUGUCUAAUACUCCUCUUUUGAGACAGGCAGCAGAGUCCCAGAGUGCACCAGUGAAGGGGUGAAACAAUGACAAUACUGCCUGGCUCUUGCACUAGUGAGGUGGACAGAAUAGGGAUGAGAAUAAAGAGAAAUUGUCAUAGGAAAUACAAACUGGCAGACUUUAGAGUGUAACAGUGAAGGGGUUGAAAAAGUGGAGGUACUGUUUAGCUCUUGCACUAGUGGGGUGGACAGAAUAGGAGAGGAUUCUUAAAAGUUUGGCAUUGUUAGCUUGAAAGAUUAUACUUGAAAGAUUAUUUAUUACAUGUUGAAAGGACAGAAUAAGGAUGAAAAUAUAUAGAAAGUCUUGUGAAGAUACUGGUUAACUCUUGUACUAGUGAGGUAGACAGAAUAGGAGGCCAUUCUAACAAGUUUGCCAGUGUUAGUUUGAAAGGCGAUACUUAAAAAAAAGACUUGUUACAUAUUUAAAGGACAGAAUAGGGGUGAAAAUAAAUGAGAAGUAGAAAGUCUUGUUACCAGGGGGACAUGAGAAAAAUUUUGGCAGUGUUAAUGUGUUUGUUACCGACUUUUUUCACCUCGCAUCACCUCUGUCUCUCUCCUGAACCUCUAAAAAAAUAUGUAGAAUGCAUUUAGACAAGUUAGGAAGGAGGUUAAGAGAGAGAGGUGAGAUGAAGUGAGAAUAUUCCUAAGUAUUUUCUGUCAUAACACCUCAUAUCACCUUUUGUCUCCCCUGAACCUCUAAAAAUAUCAACAGUGAGACAUUUAGACAAGUUAGGGAGGUGAAGAGAGAGAGAGAGGUGAGAUGAAGUGACAUUAUUCCUGUCUCUCUCCCAGCUUAAACUUUCAAAAAUAUUUAUAAUGAGAAAUGUAGACAAGUUAGAGAGGUGUAGAGAGAUAGAGGUGAGAUGAAGUGACAUUAUUGUUUUGUUUCUUGCCUAACACCUUUCUCUCUCUCCUUCUCUUGGCCUCUGCCUCCUCAAAAAGAGCCUAUAUUAAUGAACUGGUGAUGGUACAGGCCUAUAAUACCUUGUAACAACAUUUCAUCAUAAAAUCUGCCAACGCUGGUUCAAUUAUAAUCAUUGUCAUUGCUCAUGCUAAGCUUAGUAUUAUUAUUAUUAUUAUUAUUAUUAUUAUUAUUAUUAUUAUUAUUAUUAUUAUUAUUAUUACUAUUAUUAUUAUCAUGUCAUGCAUUAGUGUUUUCAUUUGUUUCCUGCGCUGUCAUUGGUGCAGGAAAUAUCAUGAUGUUUUGGUUGCAAGAGUCCAUGUAUAUAUAGAUUGAGCCAUCGUAUUCAUGUUUAUCAUUGUGUGGUGUUGUAAAUAUACUUUAUCUGUAAAUAAAAAAUGUAUCCUAU